Messenger RNA from Melanaphis sacchari, 1854 nucleotides. RefSeq lists its product as uncharacterized. Gene Ontology annotation, molecular function: DNA binding. Gene Ontology annotation, cellular component: nucleus. Bases 442 to 1740 code for a protein of 432 amino acids. Gene Ontology annotation, biological process: double-strand break repair; DNA recombination. The transcript has a single exon. Lineage: Eukaryota; Metazoa; Arthropoda; Insecta; Hemiptera; Aphididae. The record is from RefSeq and is a predicted model, not a curated record.
UAGUAUCUGUAAUUUAAUUCAACCUUACAAAAGUGCCGGAUACCCAUUGUUCAUAAAUAAGAGUUUGGGAGAUCAGAGUGCAACAAUUAAUUAAGCUAAUAUUAAAGGCUCGUUUAAGUCGUUAUAAUAUUAAUAUGUUAUUGUAUAUGUUAUUGGAAUGCAUCUAUCCGAAACGUCAUGGUGCUGUUAUCAGUACUAUUGAUAAAAAAAAGCGGCAUUAUCAAAACACAUUAAAAACUGUUAUCAGUAUUAAGAUUAAAAUUAAAAGUUAUCGCUUGGCACUUUGGCAGUUCAGUAACAGAAUAGAUUUCAAUACAUAAUAUUAUACAUAGAUUUAUUCUAAAUAUAUGUAUAAUAUUAUGUAUUUAUCGCAAAUCAUGUUAUAAAAUCGAAAAUUCAGCCACCUCUGACUUAAGUAAGAUUUAAAACUGUCUUUUGGCGAUGGAAGCCAACGAAACAACUGACGACGAAAGUAGUUACGAGUUCUCGACGUUAAAAUGUCAGUGGUCGUUGACUGACUCGCCCACUGAGUCGGUACACCUGAAAGUGGCGUUUUGCGACGGGGCGGCUGACGAUCAGGCGCGGAAGGCGUUGCGAGCAACCGCGAUAGUGAACACGUCGAUCGGUGAUUAUGUAGCGUACACGGGAUUUGUCACCGGUGACAGGGCAGCUGAUCAGAGCCUACAUUCGGGGGUUCAACGCGACGUCGACAAACCGACAGCCAUUCGCAUUUGGUUACGGGACUCUCGAGCCGCGUUAGUUCGCAGUGGCGACGAGCCGACAGUGAAAUACGAAUACCAUUUGCAACGGGGAGACGAUAACGGCGACCGACUGAUUACGUUGGCGUGGAAGAUUAAACUCGAUCCGUUCGGUUUGGCGACGCUUGGCAUGGUUCGGAUGAGAGAGGUGACGCCGACGACGUCGGUGAUGUGCACUUCGUUCAUCACACCGCUUAUUUGUUUACUGUCUGCUGAACGGAAACGUCAAGAACUAUCCGAUCUGGCUGCUGCGGAACGCGAGCGACGUCAGUCCGAAGACAACCACCGACUGUUGAACGAAGUGCGGUCGAUGGUCGAUGGCCGACGGUUGGACGAUCAGCGGCUAAUGGCUCGGUUCGUGGAGGUUUUGAAUGCGAAGAAGCAGCGGAUAGCUGACUUACGACAGGAGUUAGCCGAGUUGAAGUCUGAGCAGACUGUGCCACAGCCAGUGGUCGUCGCCGUUGAACAAGAUAAAGUUGUAAGUCGAAGACGGCGAGGACGUGGUUCGUGUCGUGGCCGACCCAGGUCGAUCAAAAAGAUUAAACAGUGUAUGACUGGUGGCAGGGACAUGAAAUGGAAUUCUUCCUCGUCUGGAGAUGAGAAUGCCUCUUUACGACGUCCCAAUAAUAAUAUCCAGUGUCCUGAGCCUAUGGAAAUAGGUGGAUUGAAUGGUAUCAAUAUAUCUGGUAAUGUAGUUUCAGAUGUCGAGGAGACUCUGAUAUCUACUUCAAUACCAGCGUCUCUUACAGCACCAGUUUCUCCUAUUAUCCCAGUAUCUACUUCAGCUGAGAACAUACCAGUCGAUCCCAAGUACUUGGCCGACACUCAAAUAGAUUCACCUGACAGUUCACCGACAUGGUUGCAACAGCCAUUGACAGUUUCAUCAUCGUCUCAGCUGCAGCCAUCAAUAAAUCAGCGUGAUGGACCCGAACUACCAAAAAAAAAGUCUGUACUCGAUGACUUAUGGUCUGGUAUUUUAUAAUUGGUAAUGUUGUAUUGAAUCAAACAAUCACAUUACCAUAUCUAUUGGUUGUUUAUUUUUUAACAUUUUUACUUUUGUAUUGUUAUAUCUAUUUUUAGAUUUAGAUACAGCUAU